Fomitopsis serialis is the source of this 897-nucleotide messenger RNA. RefSeq lists its product as uncharacterized. The transcript is spliced from 4 exons. The record is from RefSeq and is a predicted model, not a curated record. Bases 1 to 897 code for a protein of 298 amino acids. Lineage: Eukaryota; Fungi; Basidiomycota; Agaricomycetes; Polyporales; Fomitopsidaceae.
AUGGACUGGACUUUCAACACUAAGAAGAAUCAAUUCAUUGAAGAUUUGAAGGACACCAGGAACUCGAGGAAGCGCGGCGUGCAGCUCAGCGCGCGGAGCCGCUUGCUUGACUUCAAUGCGACUGUCAAUCUUAUCAUUUGUCUGUUCAAGGGUCUCAAGGCACGCGUUGGCGUCGAAGGGUUCUUCUGUCUUGUGCGGUCGAGUACCAAGUACAAUGUGUCCCCUCACCUCUGGUUCAGCUCGGCGCAACUCGGCAAGUAUCUUCGGCUUAAUAUCAAAGGCUUCGACCUCGAGAAGAUUGGGCUAUUGGCGGAGGCAUUUGUGGUGGCCGGCUGCGACUGGAUGACCUUCCUCCACACGUCCAAGGACCAAGCGAACUUCUUGAAGACUGACAUCCGCGACAUGGUACAUACUGCCCUCGUCAACAUCACCGGUAACCCGAAGAUCAUCAUGAAUUACAAGAGCUUCGAACACGAGAUCGUCAUCAAAUACGGCAUUGACAUCGAAGGGUGGACCCCCGGCAAGGAUCGCUUCAUCAAUCCCUCGGACCUCUCAGACAGCCUCCCCCUCCUACGCACUCUCCACGAGGCGCUUGAGUCGGGGACUUGCAAGUUCAUCCGUCUCAGCGCGGAGCAAGUCUCGGCACGCAGGAAGGCGUACGACGCUCGCGUCAAUGCCGGCGAAGUCGUGACACGCAAGACUCGUAAGGACAAAGGCGGCUCGCACAAGAAGCCGCCGAAGCGCAAGGGCCGUAAGAAGGGCAAACACCGCAGUGAUCAGCCGAGCGACGAUGACUCCAACUCCAGCGAGGACUCGGACGAGGACGACGAGGGCGUGCCGCGGCCACGCAAGCGCCGUCGUGUUGUGCAGGCGGGCGGGGCGGGCGAGGGCCAAUAG